Linum trigynum is the source of this 3759-nucleotide messenger RNA. NCBI's taxonomy places the organism in Eukaryota, Viridiplantae, Streptophyta, Magnoliopsida, Malpighiales, Linaceae. The record is from the annotation of a GenBank genome assembly.
AACAAAUCAAUGUAUGUUUUUACUUGGCUAGCUACCAUUGAAAAGUUUUGUGAUUUUUCGAUUUUAGCUUCGUGUAUGUUUUUAAGGUAUUAACUCUUAAUUUAAAGAGAUAUAACAAAUCAAUGUAGUGUGAUUGGUUACGACCCUUGUCUUUGUUUGAUGGAGUUCCGUCGCCAAAGUGUGACGGUCGUCCAAAACCGUCGUCAAGUAAUAAGGACAGCAGGUGUUGUGAUGGUCAGGUGCCCGUCGGGAACUUGAGUCAUUUCCCGAAUCCGAAUAGGAGUAGGAAUCCGUAUCCGUGUCGGACUCGGAGUAGGAACGGCGGUCGCUUCAUGUUGACGUUAGUUUUUUGCGAGUUCAAUUAAACCUUAUUAUUGGGCUUUCUCUGGCUCAAUUAGAUAACUAAGGCACGGUUAAAUUAACGGACUAAAAUACUUGAGUCAUUUGCUACUUUAAUCAUUGAUCUCGAUGGCUUGCAAGACAGCAAGCACUUAAAUUGACACAUGUAUUUAUGCAUAUCCCACUAAACUAAUCUAUUCUGUAUGUCAUUCAUGAAUGAAGGAAUGAUGGCCGGCCUAACCGAGAUUUUAAUCAACUGCCGUGCGAAGGUAAUUAGGUAAGACUUAAGAGGUAUCUUCACGCUUGAAAUAUAUAUAUAUAUAAUUAAGCUUAAUUUGAUAGAUCGACUUAUUGGUUCCGUGUGUCUAUCUAUCUCUUUCCUAGCUUCUAAACCUAAUUAAUUAAAUCGAAUUCCAACCAUAUAGUCACCUAAACACACACCCCAUGUGCUUGACGCUUGCAUUGCUUUGCAGGUAGGAGUGGGUAACGAUUUGCUUCACACUGGACCGAAUCGUAUCGAAUCAAUACUUGGGCGUAAACUGUAUUUGUAUCUAGGUAAACAUAUAUAUAUAUAUAUAUAUAUAUAUAUAUAUAUGAUUCUUUGAAGUUCGAAAUAAGAGAAGAUAGUCUUGUUCAUACCGAAUAAGGAAUUUACGCAGUAAACUUCUGUAUCGAUUUCGUUACCGUAUUAUCGAUUAACGCACUUAAUAUAUAACAUUGGACUAAGUAAGUAAGUAAGUUAAGUCUUGUUAAUUGCGUAUUAGGGAGGCAAAACUACCCAUCACAUGGGUACCUAACCCUAACCCAACCUAUUGUUGUGAUUGGAACUUGAAAUUGCUAGACAUCGUGUUAGUUAAUUAGUUUCAUACACCAAAAAGUGGCAGAAUGCAUAAUGAAUAUCACUUUGCUCGUGUCUCUGCCUCUUUGCAUGCAUGAAACUAUCCUUUGGUAAUAUGAAUUUGAACAAACCUUCCUUCCUUCCUUCCCUCCUUCAUCCGCUAGCUAGCCUAUAAAACCCAAAGCCAUUGCACCCUAACCAUUCAAUCCAUCCCUCCCAAUUUGUUCUUCAUCCUCCUCCUCAGGUUGCUUCUUCUCCACCUCACUAAUCAAUCAUCUUUGUUUCUUUUCCCCUGCUCUGAUCCUCCUCGACAAGAUGUCUGCGCCAGCUCUCAUGACCACCUGCUUCUUAAUGCUGAUUCCCUUCCUCCUCGAGGUUCACCUCCCUCUGGUUUCGCCCCAACUUCUGAAAGGGUGCGGAUUCUCCUCCAUCUAUAACUUCGGCGAUUCUUUGUCGGACACGGGCAAUGCGCUCGUCCAAUUCACGUUCGGCGGCUCCGGGAAGCACCCCUACGGCAUGUCCGUUGGAGACGGGAAGCCAACCGGCAGGUUCUCCGACGAAUAUCUUCUCAUCGACCGAAUCGCGGAGUCGGCCGGUUUACCCCAUUGUAACCCCUACUUGAGGAAGGACAUGGACCACUCCAGAGGCGCCAACUUUGCCGUAGCUGGAGUCGGGCUCCUGUCGAAGGAGACGCGGGACAAGUUCGGCAUAAAGUUGAAGUACUCUCAAAGCGGCCUCGACGAGCAGCUGAAGUGGUUCAUCAACUUCUCCAAGGAGGCUUUCCAGAACGAAUUAGCCCGCAAGGCCAACUUUGAAUCGGCCCUCUUCGUACUCGGCGGCGGAGGGAACGAUUACGGCGGGUUUAAAAUUAAGGGUGGACCCGAAGAGAAGAAGAUGAUCAUGCCCUAUGUGAUCGCGGCUCUCAAGGAAGGACUCAAGACGGUAAUUCGCUAUGGAGCGAAGAGGAUAGUGGUGAUGGGAGUGUAUCAAGGGAAUGUUUGCCGGGAUUCAACAAGACCUUGCUCGAGCAUGACCAGGGCCCUAUCACCUGUGACAAGGCGUGGAAUUCAUACCACGACCUCCACAACAAGGAGGUUCAACGGUUGGUUCAUGAGUUGGGAAGGGAGUUCCCCCGCAUCCAUAUCGCAUACGGCAAUAUUUGGGGCGGGGUGCAAUGGAUGUUCGACCACUAUCAUUCUCUUGGGUUGAAGCACAAUAGCUAUAAUCGAUGUUGUGGAAUCCAGCAUCAUGAGACUUGUGGUAAACCCGACGCUCCCUUCUGCAAGGAUCCGUGGCACUACAUUUGGUUCGACAAUCUUCAUUUCACGGAUCAUGCGUACCAACUCAUCGCGAGCAAGGUCAUCCCGUGGAUCUACCGUGACCUCAAAUGUGCCGUAACCCCUAAUUCUACGAGCUCUAAAUAAGAAGGGAAUGGUCUUGUACUCUUGUUGGUUAGCAUCAAUCAACAACUCUAAUUGUCGUUUGUUGUCAUGACUUUAGAGACAUUAUUAUUACUACUACUACACCACCACCAAACCACAAUGCAAAUGUAUGACCAAUACGGUCCCGUUUCUAAAAAGGUUGGAUGCUGCUCAAACAUCAACAUUAUUAUUAAUUAUAUUAUUAUUAUUAUUGUCUCAUCCUCUUCCUCUCGAACUAUAUAAUACGUAGUAUGAUAUGACGUAUAUUAGAGUCUAACUAUAUAAACUAUAUGCAUAAUUGUUAUAAUUCAAAUGUGCUAAACAAAUAGUUCAUCUAAAAAGAAUAAACCCUAAAUCUCCAUAACUACAAACAUCUCCAUUUCAUCCCACCGCCUGAAUUUUAAUCCCCUCACAAAACCGGCUUAAGGUCAACCAACUUUGACCAAGGGUAAACCUGGAGGUUUUUAGAGAAGAGAAGUAGAGAGAGAAAAUUAACUCACUCGAACCACUUAUAAAUUAUAUUGAUAUCCAUGUGCAGUGAGGAAUCACUCUGGAUGAAAGAUUCAAUUGUUUCUUGGUUGUUUUCAAUUAUGUAACUAUUCUAUAUUUGGUCGUUUCUCGUUAAAACGUGUGAUUUUGUGAUCGUGAUAAAAAAAGUACAAUAUUAAUGAGGAACCACUUAGAAUGUGUGUGCUGGGAAAGUUGUAUGUCUGGGUGCUUAUAAAUUAUACAUGUUUAAUUAAAAUGUUUGGUAAUUAAUUGUUCGUGUAUGAAACAUGUCUAUAUGACUUAUUAAAGAAAAUGAGCAAGCAUGAGAAUAUCAAGGCAAAAGGGUACAACAUAGUAAUCUAAGUCUUGAGUAAUUUUUAACUUAAUAUAUAUUUUAACAUGUGCAUGGUAUUUGGGUCAUGAAGAGGCCCAAGUAUAUUGAAGGGUUAUAAAUGAAUGAAUAUCAUAAAUGAUUAUGCUUUCAUGAUGAUGAUUAUAAUGUGGUUUGUUGUGGAUAUGUAUGAACUUGUUAUCUAUGAAUGGGUUAUGUGAAAAAGAUGUAUUGGUGUGCUUUUGAGAUGAUUGUACAUGCCAUGAAUGAACAUAUGAUAUGAUAUUAUAUGUGUGCCUACAGGAUCGUGUUGACCUAACCAAUGAAUUAUGUGGUCACCU